CUUGUGGUACCAUUACCAAGGUCUAGAUUGUUGGUACGAGAGUUUGAGGUCGCUGGUUACGUUGCUGGUGCUAAUUGUUCAAGCUUGUUGGAAGGUUCUAAGGCUGUAAUUCUUGCCUGA
Molecule: messenger RNA, 120 nt
Organism: Racocetra persica
Lineage: Eukaryota; Fungi; Glomeromycota; Glomeromycetes; Diversisporales; Gigasporaceae
Source: the annotation of a GenBank genome assembly